Amborella trichopoda is the source of this 1443-nucleotide messenger RNA. RefSeq names its product coiled-coil protein. The record is from RefSeq and is a predicted model, not a curated record. Lineage: Eukaryota; Viridiplantae; Streptophyta; Magnoliopsida; Amborellales; Amborellaceae.
CCUCGCCAGGAUGCGUGCGUUCUUGAGUAAUCUUUUAUUCUGAGUCACUCUGUGCAAACAAAGUCCAAGAAGUAGAAAGUGGCGACGUUCAAGAAGUAGAGAGAGAGAGCAAUGGAGGGUGAGACUUGGGGCAUUGCUGUUGAGGAAUUGGUGGACCGCGGAGACAUUGAUGGGGCAAUAAAAUAUCUUGAGUUAUUAGUUACCAAGUUUGAAGCUUUUGAGAAUUCUUCUUCUGAUCUCCGUCUUGCCUCUGUUCUUAAAGAUUUGGGCGAUUUGUAUUCUUCAAAGGGACUCUCUCUUGCUUAUGAUUCUUUGCUCAAUCGAUCCCUUCUUAUUAAACAGAGAGCCGAAAGACGACAAGAACACAAGAGUAAUCAUCUUAGGAUUCAGGAGAAGGCUGAGACGUUGAGUAUUGAGGAGGUUCACGGUGGUUCGCUUCAUGAAUCUGCUUCUUCUGAUGAUGAUUGGGAAGCUAUUGCAGACCAGGCUUCAAGUCGUUCUUCUAUUUCACCAUUGCCCGAGUUAUCAACUCUGAAGUUGGAAAAUGAAAAAUGUGUAAACCUACCCAAGGAAAAGGAAAAUGAUAAGGGCCAACCUCUAAAACGACGUGGCAGAGGAGCUUUCAUGUAUAAUCAGAAUGUAUUAUAUAGUGAACAACAAAAUAACUUUUCUGAUAACUCUACUUUUGACGAGGAAGGGACCUGCCGAGAUCAAGAGGAUGCUUCUAGUAGGAAUUGUGCUCCUUGUGUUCCAGUAAAAUAUGGCACUAAUCAUGUUCUUGUGCUUGGUGGGUUCUCCCCCAAAACAACAACCACAUAUUUAGAAAAGGCUUUUGAAGGUUUUAGGGAUCAGGGAGUCGUCAUACGUUGGGUUAAUGACACAACUGCAUUAGCAGUGUUCCAGACUCCAGCUCUUGCGUGUGAAGCUCGUAAAAACGGCAGCUCUCCAUACAUUAUAUGUAGUUUGGAAGAGGAUGAUAGCCUUGUGAGCUCCAUUUCUAUGAAAGAUCUUGAGCCUCCUUACCCAAGGCCAAAGACCUCAGCAAGCACUGCACAGAGAUUGAUUGCACAGGGCAUGGGUCAGAGAGUGUCUUCCAACUUUGGUAUUGGAGAGUUGAGGAAACAAGAAGAGGCCAGAAGAAAUCGAAUACAAAUGCGGCAAAAGAUGAGAGAUGAGGCAUGGGGUGCUGAUGACCCAUGAGCAAAAUUACCUGGUGAUAUUUUUUCUUGAAGCUCCUUUGGAAGGGCCUAUGGAGAUUAUUGUGAAUUUGUAUAGUUGGAUGAGUUUCUAUGGCAAAAAAUAUUAAUGUAUGGCUUAAUUUAUGGGUGCCUGCCAUGUUGCUCUUAUCUCACUGUUCUGGGGCGCUUUGAAUUUUUGCUAUUUAUGUAGUGAAAUGUCAUUGAAAUGUCUUUUUAUAAUAAUUUAACUAACUUGGAGGACUCA